AAAAUAAAAUUCAACCUUGUUUCCUUAUAUAUUUUAAAUAUAGUAAAUAAUAAUAAAUCUAAAAAUUAUACAUAUACAAAAAAAAAAAAAGAAAAAAAAAUUUAAUCUAAAAUUAAAACUAAAAAAAUUCUUAAGAAAAAAAAUUUUUAAUAGAAAAUUUAAAAAUUGUAAAGUAAGCGGCGUUUUUUUCAAAAUAAUUUGUUUUUAAUAUUUUGGUUUUGUUUAUAAGUUCUCUGUGAGUUCAUUUUUUAAUGUGAAAACCUACAUAUAAGAUCUUUUGUGUGAAUAGGAAAAAAAAACGAAAAUUUACCACAUAAAAACUCAUGUAAAUGCAUAUAAAUAAAAAAAAAAUAAAAACUUUUAAUAUUUUAAUUUAAAAAUAAAGAAAUUUUAAAUAAAAAAUAAAAAUUUAUAAAAAAAAAAGGUUUGCACUUACAAAUUAUAAAAUUUAGAAGAAAAUUACAUGUAGAAAAUAUUAAAAUUAUAAAAAAUCCUAAAUUAAUAAAAAAGAAAAGGAAUUUCAAACUUUUUUCUAGAAUAAUAAAUUUUGUAGAUAUCAUAAAUAAAAUAAAAUAAAAUAAAAAAAUAUUUACUAGUUUUACAAAACUAAUAUAGAAAAAAAAAACAAAUAAUAGUUAAUUUAAAAAAAUAAAAAUUAAAGAAAACAAAAAAGGAAACCAUCCCAUUUUAGUUAAAAAAAAAUAAAGAAUAAUAUAAGCCCAAAUUAAAAAUAAAAAUAAAAUCAGGAUAAACUUACAAAUAAAAAAUAAAAUAAUAUAAAAAUGGCGGCAAUGAUGAAUAUGAAUAAUUUAUUAAAUGGCAAAGAUUCACGCUGGUUACAAUUAGAAGUAUGCAGAGAAUUUCAAAGAAAUAAAUGCUCUCGACAGGAUACCGAAUGUAAAUUUGCUCAUCCACCGGCGAAUGUAGAAGUCCAAAAUGGUAAAGUUACAGCAUGUUACGACAGCAUUAAGGUUCGUAUUUACAAUUGACAAUUUAAAUUCAUUUAAAAUAACGCAACUAGAUAAAAAUUUUCAAAAAGGAUAUUAACGAGUAAGGUUUUUAAAUAUAGACAUAAUAUGCACUUCAUAUACAAUUAUACUUAAAGCUGCGAUUCAUCUAGUCCUCAAAUCCACAGUAAUUAGUCGAAAAUCAUUUUAUAGAUUUUCUUAAUUUAAAUAUACGAUCAAUUCCCCAUAUAUUUUACAUAUAAAAAAUAAUUUUUUUUUAUUAAAACUAUU
This is a messenger RNA of Condylostylus longicornis, 1238 nucleotides long. RefSeq names its product protein muscleblind (gene mbl). The record is from RefSeq and is a predicted model, not a curated record. Bases 783 to 989 code for a protein of 68 amino acids. Lineage: Eukaryota; Metazoa; Arthropoda; Insecta; Diptera; Dolichopodidae. Gene Ontology annotation, molecular function: metal ion binding. The transcript has 2 exons.